This is a messenger RNA of Diabrotica virgifera virgifera (western corn rootworm), 3553 nucleotides long. RefSeq names its product serine/threonine-protein kinase PAK 2 (gene Pak3). The record is from RefSeq and is a predicted model, not a curated record. Gene Ontology annotation, cellular component: cytoplasm. The coding region runs from base 210 to 1685 and encodes 491 amino acids. Lineage: Eukaryota; Metazoa; Arthropoda; Insecta; Coleoptera; Chrysomelidae. Gene Ontology annotation, molecular function: protein serine/threonine kinase activity; ATP binding. The transcript has 5 exons. Gene Ontology annotation, biological process: regulation of MAPK cascade; intracellular signal transduction; regulation of axonogenesis.
CAGUCAUCGCGUACCUAAUGUCAUUGGCAUUGCCCAUAGGCUACGGGUGAUACUUGACAUUUUAAACUAUUUUUUUAUAAAUAUAUUUAAAUACUACAGUAAUUAAUAGUAAGAUAUGCAACAAAGUCAAGACUGAUAAUACUAAUAGUCAAUUAAGAAGAUACUUCGGUUGAUUCCUUUGUGCUGUUUUCGUGCGUCGUUGAAAUACAAUGAAUUUCCUUUUUAGAAAAAGGCAGCACAAGGAGGAACCCAACAUCGCUGUUAUAGGAACUCCAACAAAUGUUAACCACGAUAUUCAUGUUACAGUAAACACAGAAGGAAAGCUCACAGGUCUCCCUUCAGCAUGGAUGAGGCAAAUUGGUACUCAAAUCACAAAAGAUGAACAGAGGGAGAAUCCACUGGUAGUGAAACAAGUCCUGCAAUAUUAUAACUUUUCCAUAAAAAAGAACGAAGAAAGGGCCGAAUUUAAGCACAUAGUUACAGAGAGGGACCUGGUAGAAGAAUCCAAGCAAAUAGAUCUUUAUACACUUUCGAAAGAUGCACACAAGAGCAAGGAUUCUUUGUCUGACUCAGACAAAGAACAAAAAGAUGACAAAAGGUCAUCGCAUCCAGUUAGACCUCCUAGAAAAAUAGACGGAUCCAACCUAAUUCAGACCAAAAACCUCGCACAAAACCUAGUAGACCUUACUCUCGUCGACGAACCUAAAGUUAAGAAAGAAGACGUAGAAUAUAGAAAUAAGUCGGACCCUACCAUAGACGACGACGACGUGAUAAGAAGACGAAGCGGCUUAUCCGACGAGGACUACAUGGACGAGAUUCGAAGGAUUUGCAAUCCCGGACAUCCCGACGAUUUCUAUGAACGAAGCUACAAAGACUUGGGCUCCGGCGCGUCAGGCAUCGUAUUCUCUGCCACCUGUAAAAAAACAGGUGAACUAGUCGCCAUUAAAGAUAUUGAUAUGACAAAGCAACACAAGAAGGAUCUUUUACUUAGCGAGAUUAAGAUUAUGAAGAAUUUCAAACACAAAAAUCUAGUGAAUUUCCUCGACGCCUUCGUCGUCAACGACGACCACUUAUACGUCGUGAUGGAGUUGUUGGACGGAGGUCCGCUGACGGACGUGGUUACCGAAACGGUGAUGAAAGAAGGCCAGAUUGCUGCUGUUUGCUGCGAAGUGCUGCAAGCCAUUAGUUAUUUGCACGAAAGGGGCACCAUUCACAGGGAUGUCAAAUCGGAUAAUGUGUUGCUAGGUAUGAAUGGAACCGUAAAAGUCACCGACUUUGGAUUCUGCGCCAACGUAGUAGGAAACGAACAAAGAGAAACCAUGGUAGGCACUCCAUAUUGGAUGGCUCCAGAGGUCGUAACCAGACAAAAGUACGGAAAGAAAGUCGACAUUUGGUCCUUAGGUAUAAUGAUCGUCGAAAUGCUGGACGGGGAACCACCGUAUCUCAGGGAGCCGCCACUGAGAGCUUUGUAUCUCAUCACCGCCAACGGAAGGCCCAAAAUCGUACGAUGGGACACGUUAUCGGAAAAACUGCAAAGUUUCAUGGAUUUGUGCCUUCAAGUUGAUGUCGAUAAAAGAGCUUGUGCUAAGGAGUUGCUGCAGCAUCCUUUCCUAGAAGAAAGGAUGGAAUUGAGGACUCUGACACCGCUUAUUAAAGCCGCGAAGAAGAUGUUACACAAGACUUAAGUUCACUCUCGUCCACUUCGAUACUUCUCAACAGUUUGUGACAGAAAUAUACACGAUACGUUCUUUUUAGACGGUCAAUACUUAGAUCAAAACAUGUAAUCAUUUAUAUAUCUCUUUUUUCUAGCGCCUAAACAAGUUACAAUUCAUCAGAUACUAUAAAUAUUACUGUCUGGCAAUUGUGAUGUGUUUAUGUUUAUAAAAUAAUUUUGGGUAUCCGUCUAGAAAGAAUUCCUACAGAAUUACAUGAAUUUUGUGAACGUUUGUAGAUGUUUAUCCAUCCAGGCUAAGGACUAUUUAUUUGAUUUUUAUGCGUUUGAUGUUUGUAGCCAAAGAAUCAACUCAUAUUUUACCAGGGAAGGUCUACGUUCUCUUUGUCUUCUGUAGCUGUCUUCUUUCACGUCUCCUUUGGCGAUCCGUACUAUUUGUCUGCACGUUGAAUCUAUCCAUGUAUGUCUUGAUUUAUUAUAUGUCAACAGUAGUCAAAAGCGGGUUUGCCAUUCUGUGAAUUAUCAUAAAUAAAUCAUCCUUUAGUAUUCCACAGCAGUUAACAGCGAUAAUCCUCUACAAGUACCUGCCUAAUACUACUUUUCAUGGCCUCUGUCGUGAAGAGUGGCAACGUUGUCAGAAAAUUCUCAUUUAGUUGGCAUGGGGCUAUCCUUGUACACUGAAUAGCAUGUUUGGAAUACGCUAUAGAUGUACAGUAACUGGAGACACAGUUUAAGCAUAAUAGCAAGCCAGAUUCAACAGGUAGGUACAGGAAGGCCAGAUUCAAUAUAGCCUCGGGUCGCAUUCUACAGGAACUGGAGGACUAUAAUCACUAUACUGUAUACAGGGUAUGGAUAUAACACACAAUUUAGACCAAAAAAGUCCUAUAACAUUUUUUUUUUAAAGUUAACCGUUUCCAAAAAAAAUUACAUUGUUGUCCAUAUAGGUGAAUUUUUAUUUUCAUAAAUUUGAAUGACAUGGCAACGUAGCCUAGAAGAACUUGAUGUGACUGUGGAAAUUUAACCUAAUAACCCCUUGUUUAUUUACUUUGAGGUGUGAUUUUUGGGGUUCUUGGCAUCGUAGGUACCUACCUGCAAAAUAAUGGAUAUGGGUUUGGUUGAUAUUUACAUUAUUUUACCUACCAGAUGCAACUGACCUACAAACCUACUUUUUUAAUCUUUAGAUUUUUGAGUUGCGCGUUGUUGCCAGACUUCAAUUUGCAUAUCAAAAUGUAUUUUCGUUUUUUGGUCAAACGGAUGAAUUUAGAAAAAACCGUUAUAAGACUGUUUUGCUCUACAUUGUGCCUUCUACCUGUACCUUUAAGGAACGCACUAUUUUCGGGGACACACUGUAUAAUUAUACUGUAACUGAAGGAACAGAUCCAAUAUUGGAAAGAAAUCCUUUGUAAAAGGUAUAAAGGUUAUAACUAAGGUUAUAAAAGGUUAUACCUUUUACAAAGGAUUUCUUUCCAAUUUUGUGAUUGAUGGUAUACAGCCAACUACAGGAAAACCUUUUCUUUUCCUUGUGGAUUUUUUAGAUCCAAUAUAUUCGAGAACCGAAUUUAUCACUUACUAGAUGUCAUAUUCGGUCCUAAUCGCGGGCCCCAUUCAUCAGCAACUGAGGCGCUAUUCCGUGGAAAAUCGAUUCAGUAGAUUCAACAAUAACAACAGGGGCAGAUGCAACAUAUUCACAGGUCUGAUUUGACAAUAAAUUAGACAUUACCGAAAUUCUACAUUAACUGAAGGUUUUAUGUUACUGUAGUUGCAGUGCCAGAUUCAACAAUAACGGAGGGGAUAGUAGCGAUGCAUCAUCGGUUCAGAUUCAACACACAAUUAAUUUGAUUCAGCUGUAACGGAAGAGAUAAGGUAAAAUAUAGUGGUGGA